Lathyrus sativus (Indian pea) is the source of this 1455-nucleotide messenger RNA. The record is from the annotation of a GenBank genome assembly. NCBI's taxonomy places the organism in Eukaryota, Viridiplantae, Streptophyta, Magnoliopsida, Fabales, Fabaceae.
AUGACGGGACUUGUCAUGGUUACCAGAGGCGGUGGAUGCGGCGGAGGAAGUAAGAGAACACGAGCAGCACGAGCGGCUGAAGAAGAAGAACAGCAGAACCAGCUUUCACUUGUGGCGUUGCUGUUAGCUGCGAUUAGGAAAUCUAUGGUGGCAUGCAGAGUAGAGAGGCCUGAUGAAGUGAUAUCCACCGUUCAUCAAAUGGAGAUCGGAUGGCCGACGGAUGUUCAGCAUAUUACGCAUGUUACGUUUGAUCGGUUUAAUGGAUUUCUUGGGCUUCCUGUUGAGUUUGAAGUUGAGAUCCCGGGUCGUGUUCCCAGUGCUAGUGUAAGUGUGUUUGGAGUCUCAGCUGAAUCUAUGCAGUGUUCUUAUGAUUCAAAAGGAAACAGUGUCCCCACUAUUCUCAUGUUAAUGCAGGAUCGUUUAUAUUCACAGGGAGGAUUGAAGGCUGAAGGUAUAUUUCGCAUAAACCCAGAAAAUAGUAAAGAGGAGCAUGUGAGAAACCAAUUGAAUAGUGGUAUUGUGCCUGAUGACAUUGAUGUCCACUGCUUGGCGGGACUGAUCAAAGCCUGGUUCCGAGAGCUUCCUUCCGGAGUGCUAGAUGGUCUUUCCCCUGAACAAGUUCUUCAAUGCAACACAGAAGAAGAAUCUUUUGAGCUUGUGAAGCAGCUUAAACCAACCGAGUCAGCCUUACUCAGCUGGGCUAUUGAUCUCAUGGCUGAUGUUGUCCAAGAGGAGGAAUAUAACAAAAUGAAUGCAAGAAACAUUGCAAUGGUUUUUGCUCCAAACAUGACUCAGAUGUCUGAUCCUCUAACUGCGCUAAUGCACGCGGUUCAAGUGAUGAACUUGCUAAAGACGUUGAUAAUGAAGACCCUUAGGGAGCGUGAAGACACAGCCACAGGUGGAUAUUCACCCAUGUCCUUUCGCACAUCAUUUCGCCGGUCAGAGGAUGAAUACGACAGUCAGCGAGAAACAGCAACGUGUGGAUAUUCACCCAUGUCCUUUCGCUCAUCGUAUCGUCCAUCUGAGGAUGAAUAUGACAGUCAACUAGAAAUAGAAGCAAGUGGUGAAUUGAAAGGGACCAAAUCAGAUUUCAACGAUCACACUCAUUACAGAAAUAGCAGCGAAGAGGAACUGGAAGCUGAAUCUCUGAGCGAGAUAGAAGAAUGCUUCUUAAAACAGUUGGAUGAGAACGCGAAUACCAAAGAAUUCUCAGAAGAAUCUGCAGAAUAUUUGCAAGAGUGUGUGAGCUCCAAAAGUUGCUGCGACUAUAGUGCAGAACCAUCUUUAUCAAUAACUGAUAGCAAAACUGUUCCUUUGUGCUUGAGUUCUGACAAAGAAAAGAUAAAUGCUGAUGUAAUGAUUCCGUUACUAGGGUGGACAGACACAGAUGACGUGGAGAUGGUUGAUAAAUUCACAGAUUCGGUUUCGCCAGUGCCGCUGCUUGCAUCUAGCUAA